UACCGGGACACAAGGAGAGGUUAGGUUCAAAGUUGAAGAGGUUGACAGCGUGCUAGUUGUUGCUUUUGUAUUUCUGAAAUCAGUUGCUACGUUCGGGAGGACUGUGUUGCGUGUUAAGGUGCGAUGCGGAAUCUGAAGCUGCUGAAGUGCCAGCGCUGUGCAGAACUGCAGAGCCCGGGCAGUCCUCAGUUUUUCUCGGUGCGGACCGACACAGGCACCAUCCUGGUGGCCUCCGAAUACGGCAUCACAGAACUUGAUCCCAGAGCUGGUCAGGUAGUGAGUGAAGUGUCUCUGACAGCUGAGAACUAUCUUCCCGAGGAUGGCAGCGGAACCGUUGUCGGAAUCCAGGAUCUACCGGACCAGGAGUCCGUGUGUGUGGCCACAGCCAGCGGAGAUGUCAUCCUCUAUAAUCUUAACUCCGGCCAGCUGGAGUGUGUGGGCAGUGUGGACAGUGGGCUGACUGGAAUGAGCUGGAGUCCUGAUCAGGAGCUGGUCACCCUCACAACAGGUCAGGAGACCAUUAUCAUGAUGACCAAGGACUUCGAACCCAUAACUGAGGUUGAGAUCCACCAGGAUGAUUUUGGUGAAGGCAAGUUUAUCACUGUGGGCUGGGGGAAGAAGGAGACUCAGUUCCACGGUUCAGAGGGCAAGCAGGCUGCCCAGCGUAAAAUAGUGGAGAUCCAGCCCGCUGUACCGUGGGAUGAUCGGAGGCCCCGAAUCUCGUGGAGAGGGGACGGGCAGCUCUUUGCUGUGAGUGCUGUGUGCCCACGGACAGGUGCCAGGAAGGUAAGAGUGUGGAACCGGGAGUGUGUUCUGCAGUCCACAAGCGAAGCCAUCAACGGUCUGGAACAGUCACUGUGCUGGAAGCCUUCAGGGAGCCUGAUUGCAUCCACGCAGCGGCACCCGAACAAGCAUAGCGUGGUUUUCAUGGAGAGGAACGGUCUACUGCACGGAGAUUUCACUCUGCCUUUUGGCAAGGAGCAGGUCAAGGUGAAGGAGCUGCUGUGGAACAGUGACUCAACUGUCCUGGCUGUGUGGUUAGAAGACAUGAGCCCUGGGGAAGAUGGACAGCUCAGCACAUACAUUCAGUUAUGGACAGUGGGGAACUACCACUGGUACAUGAAGCAGAGCCUGCACUUUGGGAAAACCCUGGCGAGGGCCCCAGCCUGUAUGUGCUGGGACCCUGAGCUGCCCCACCGCCUGCACCUGCUGACCCGCGGCUGGACCAGCCUCACCUACGACUGGGGCUGGAGCACUGAGCGCAGCCUGGGGGACGACGACCAUGACAAAGGCAACGUUGCUGUGAUUGAUGGAGACAAGGUUCUGGUCACAACGUUCCGCCAGUGCGUGGUUCCCCCGCCAAUGUGUGCCUAUGAGCUCCAGCUGCCUGCUGCUGUCAAUCAGGUGACCUUUCACCCUGAGCCCAAGAGGACCAAUGACCUGGCAGUACUCACAGCAGAUGGGCGUGUCUUUGUUUAUGGAAAAGAGAUGGGAAACCAGAGUGAUCCUGCAGUUGGACCUGCUGGAUUCAGAGUCAUUGCACAGAACCCAGAGCUGAAGAAGACCUACAGCAUUGAGAUGGAUCAGGAAGAGCCCCUGGCGCUUCGCUUGCUCCUCUGGUUGAAGGAUGACACCUUCCUGGCAGUGGGGUGUGGAGAACGGCCGUCACAGUCCCACCUGCUUAUAAUGGGACCCUCAGGGACCCAUAGCCCUGAGCACAGACUGGAGAUCAGGUCAUGUGUCCAGGUGGAAGGUCAUGUGAUGAGCAUGUGCCACAGCUCCAGGACUGGCACGGUGGCCCUGCAGCUGGAGGACGGGCAGAUCCGGAGGUUCUUGUGGGACUCCUCUGAGCCCGCGGUGGUGGAAUGGCAUAACUCCAGUGGCAGCGCAGUUCACUUCCCCCUGCCCUGUGUGCAGACUGCCCUGGGUACUGUUGCUGGGGAGGAACAUUUGUUUGGCCUCACAGACAGAUCUCGCUUCUUCGUGGGUGACACAGAGAUUGCUUCCAACAUCUCCUCCUUUGUGGUGUAUGAUACCUUUCUCCUGCUGACCACUCACUCGCAUACGUGCAGGUGCCUCAGUCUGAGCACGCUCACAGUGAAAGGACUGCAGGCAGCUCUUGUUUCAGACGGUGGGCAGAAUGACGAGACGCUGCGGAGGGUAGAGAGGGGCUCCCGCAUCGUCACCGUGGUCCCCCAGGACACACGGCUCAUCCUACAGAUGCCUCGAGGGAACUUGGAGACUAUCCACCAUCGAGCACUGGUCCUUGCACAGGUCAGGAAGUGGCUGGACAGUCUUAAGUUCAAAGAUGCCUUUGAGUGCAUGAGGAAGCUGAGAAUUAACCUCAACCUCAUCUAUGACCACAAUCCCAAGGUGUUUUUGAAGAGUGUUCAGACGUUCCUCACACAGAUUGACUCUGUCAGUUCCAUCAACUUGUUCCUGACAGAGCUCAAGGAGGAGGACACUACCAAGACAAUGUACCCAUGUCCAUCUAAUACCGCUGCCCAGGCUGGGCCAGGGUGUUCUGGGAAUAAAGUUGACAUUGUAUGUGAUGCUCUCAGGUCCACUAUGGAAACUGAAGACCCUCACAAGUACUGUCUGUCUAUUUUGACUUCACACGUGAAGAAGACCACUCCAGAACUAGAAAUAGCUUUACAGAAAGUUCAUGAGCUUCGAGUGAACCCUCCAAAUGCAGAGAACUCUGUGAGUGCAGAAGAGGCCCUGAAGUACCUUCUGUUCCUGGUCAACGUGAAUGAGCUCUAUGAACACUCACUUGGCACUUACGACUUUGACCUUGUUCUCAUGGUGGCUGAGAAGUCUCAAAAGGACCCAAAAGAGUAUCUGCCUUUCCUGAAUGCCCUGAAGAAGAUGGAGCCCAACUACCAGCGGUACACCAUUGAUAAGCACCUAAAGAGAUACAAAAAGGCUUUGCAUUAUCUCAGCAAGUGUGGAGAAGAGCACUUCACCGAGUGUUUGAACCUGGUGAAGGACCAGCGGCUAUACAGCGAGGCCCUUCGUCUCUACCCGUCAGAUAGCCCACAGUACAAGGCCCUGAGCUGCGCGUAUGCGGAGCACCUAGUGGAACAGCAGCAGGCGGAGCAGGCAGGGCUGUUGCUGUGGCGAUGUGGAGAGACGCCCCGUGCCCUCCAGGCCUUCGUCAGCUGCAGCAGCUGGCGGCACGCCCUCUGUGUGGCCGCCCAGAUCCCCCUGCCCCCCGACCAGCUGCUCGCCCGAGACCUGGCGGGGAAGUUGAUGGAGCUCAGAAGAUACACGGAAGCAGCCCUACUGCUGGAGCAGUAUGCAAAGGACUGUGAGGAGGCCAUAUCCGCCCUGAUCACAGGUGCAGCCUGGGAGGAGACCCUCAGACUGAUUUACUUGUACAACAGACAGGACAUCAUUGAAACCAACUUGAAGCCAGCACUUCUGGAAGCAUACAACAAUCAGUCUGUGUUCCUCGAAGCCCAGAGGACACUGUUCGUACGUCACAAAACCAGACUGGGUGUAGUCCGGGAGCUGAAGGAGAAGGCCAGACUGGAGCUCUUGGACGAGGAUGCCCCGGACUGCCCAGACGCCGAGCUCUUCUCUGAGUCCAGCAGUGUGAUGACUGGCACCAACGCCAGCUCCAAAUACACCCACAGCAACUCCCGGAUCUCCUCGAGGUCGUCCAAGAACCGCAGGAAGGCGGAGCGAAAGAAGCACAGCCUGAAGGAGGGCAGCCCCCUGGAGGACGUGGCCCUGCUGCACGCCCUGGCCGAGAUCAUUCACCAUGUAGACGGGUUGCAAGAGGAGGUACAUGGUCUGCUGAAGGCUCUGGUGUUGUUCGGAUUCGACUCCCAGGCUGGGAAACUACAGCAGGACUACGGGGAAGCUCUGCGGAUUAUGGAGACGGCCAUCCCAGAGAUCUGGCAGGAGGACCGGCUUCAAAGUCACGCCCCUAUCACAGGGCCUAACUCCACAGCGAACAGCAUCACCGCAUCAUAUCAACAGCAGAGACCAGCUACAGCUAUACAGCAAGAUCCAGAGGUCUUCAUUCCUCCAAAGAUGAAGAAUACUGUCAAAUGGAAGCUUAGUAUUCUUAAGUAGUUAUGACUGGUUAAAUGGAUUUAUGAUAUUCAUUAUAUUAACAAUAUUUGUGUUUUAAAAACGGCAUGUGAAUAAAGGUUAUAUUUUUUGUAAUCUACAGUG
Anguilla anguilla (European eel) is the source of this 4185-nucleotide messenger RNA. It is a transcript of the gene elp1, whose product is annotated as elongator complex protein 1. The record is from RefSeq and is a predicted model, not a curated record. The coding region runs from base 124 to 4083 and encodes 1319 amino acids. Gene Ontology annotation, cellular component: elongator holoenzyme complex; cytosol. Gene Ontology annotation, biological process: tRNA wobble base 5-methoxycarbonylmethyl-2-thiouridinylation. The transcript has 37 exons. Lineage: Eukaryota; Metazoa; Chordata; Actinopteri; Anguilliformes; Anguillidae. Gene Ontology annotation, molecular function: tRNA binding; protein binding.